AACGAUACUAGUUGUUAGGACAUCUUUUAAAUUUGUCAGUUGGAGCUCGUUCGGAAUUCUAUUUCACUAGCCUAUAUUUUCGGCUUUCAGAUUGUCUUAAACCUGUACUCGUUUUAUUCCUAUCUGUCUUCGGUUGCUUAUAUUAGUAAAUUUAAUUUUACUACCAGUUGUCACUAAAUUUCCUUGCAUCAUCCAUCAGCACCCAACUUACUUCCAAGCUAAAAGUGACACACUUCAUAUCUGAAUCUCAUAAAAAGGCUAAUUAUCGUUGCAACUCUUACCAUCUUAUCGAACCUAAUAGUACACAAUUCAGAUGGCAGAAUUGCAUUGUUUUGGUCAAAUUUUGUGUGCUUAUGGGUUCCCUGAGAAAGAUUUAUUCUGCAAAUGGGGUCUUAAAGCUGGUUGUGCGUGGAGGUUACUUGAAGGUUUAGCUGAAGGAGAGACACAAGUUGACUGUCCAUUGGUUGGCGAAAAAGCAUAUUUUUGCCAUCCCAUUGAUCUUCAUUUCGCUACGAAAGGUUUGCAAGGUUGGCCCAAGCUUCAUUUUCAGGUUUGGCAUCAUGAUUGGGUUGGUAAAAACGAGCUUUUUGGGUACGGUUUCUGUCACAUUCCAACAUCUCCUGGAAAUCAUCAGGUAACGGUUCCUACAUGGAGACCGGUAGGUUCUAUUUUGGACACUUUAGUGUCAAGGCUGGUUGGAGGUGGUCCACGUCUUCGCAGACCAGAUAUUGUCUACGACCCAACUGAUAGAUUUUUGCUCCAAACAGAAAGUAUGGGUUACAUAACACUCGAUUUGAAUGUCGUAACAAGAAAUUUUGAUAAGUUUGGAGUGGAAAUGUAGAUCAUUUUUUAUGUUUUUGAAAGUUUUCAAAACAAAACGUUACCUACUUCAUAUCAACCUUGACCGUAUUUAUUUUGAUAUUUCAUCAAAUGUUUGUGUAAAUAACCCC
Messenger RNA from Schistosoma margrebowiei, 950 nucleotides. NCBI's taxonomy places the organism in Eukaryota, Metazoa, Platyhelminthes, Trematoda, Strigeidida, Schistosomatidae. The record is from the annotation of a GenBank genome assembly.